Molecule: messenger RNA, 908 nt
Organism: Prosopis cineraria
Lineage: Eukaryota; Viridiplantae; Streptophyta; Magnoliopsida; Fabales; Fabaceae
Product: bZIP transcription factor 27
Exons: 3
Coding region: 93-548 (151 amino acids)
Biological process (GO): positive regulation of DNA-templated transcription
Cellular component (GO): nucleus
Molecular function (GO): DNA-binding transcription factor activity
Source: RefSeq, a predicted model, not a curated record
GCAUGAGCAUAUAUUCGGUGCGUGGAAUCAAAUAAUCAUUAUAUAUCAGUGUUAUCACCAUCUUCUUCCAUUGCAAGAUCCAAGAAAGCUCCAUGGAAGAGUUCUGGAAAGACAUUAAUCACGUUCCUCUCAUCAGUCCCCACUAUGUUCCUUCCUCUUCCUCCUCAUCACCCUCUCCUUCUCCUUCUUCAGCCUCCAAGCUCCAUGGAUUCCUCGCCCAGCCCCCUCGCAUUGACUCGUCUUCUUCCUCUUCUGCUAAUCCCAAAUUUGCCUCCUCCGCUUCUCUUGUCCCUUGCUCCACCCACAAGAGGCUCUCCGAAUCUGACUGCGACAGGCGAAGCAAGCGUAUGAUCAAGAACCGCGAAUCCGCUGCUCGAUCUAGGGCUCGCAAGCAGGCUUACACGAAUGAGUUGGAGCAAGAACUCGCUCUCUUAAAGGAAGAGAAUGCGAUGCUCACAGAACAGCUACAACGGAUGGAUGAUGCUCCUACAACGAGCGAACAGAAGCUGAAGAAGCCUCCGUCUCGAACAUUGACUGCUCCAUUUUAAGAAAUCUUAGCUUGCAAGUUCCGGCCUUGGUUUUGUACAAAUCCGAAUGUCUGGGAGUGGAUUCUCUGCAGCCAUAUUUUUAUACAGAGUGCUUCAGAUUCGGCUGCACAGAAGUCUGCAAAAAAAUUAGCUGCAAAGGAUUCAUUUCCUUAUGAUGAUAUUGGAAUUGAUGAUGGGUUCUGUGAUGUACUUGGCUACUUGCUGCUGUUGUUUAUAGAUCAUCUUUCAAAGAAAAGGUCAAUAGAUAUAUGUACCAUAUUAUUUGUCAUUUAUGUCAGUAUUAGUAUGCCGUUAGAUACUUAGAUCUUGUGUGUUUUGUUAUCAAUGUGUAAGUCAUGAUGUUAUUUAUUAGUUGAUGAA